Molecule: messenger RNA, 1044 nt
Organism: Sinocyclocheilus grahami
Lineage: Eukaryota; Metazoa; Chordata; Actinopteri; Cypriniformes; Cyprinidae
Product: nucleoporin seh1-like
Exons: 3
Coding region: 30-440 (136 amino acids)
Biological process (GO): positive regulation of TORC1 signaling; cellular response to amino acid starvation
Cellular component (GO): nuclear pore outer ring; Seh1-associated complex
Molecular function (GO): structural molecule activity; protein binding
Source: RefSeq, a predicted model, not a curated record
GUAGGAAAUAUGCCAAAGCAGAGACACUGAUGACAGUUACAGAUGCUGUACAUGAUAUUGCAUUUGCUCCCAAUCUGGGACGGUCUUUCCAUGUACUUGCUAUUGCCACCAAAGAUGUGCGCAUCUUCAAACUGGUUCCACUUCGAAAGGACAGCUCUUCUUCAGCGCCCACUAAAUUUGAGGUGCAGGUGCUGGCCCAGUUUGACAGUCAUAACUCUCAGGUGUGGCGUGUCCGUUGGAACAUCACCAGUACACUUCUGGCUUCCUCUGGUGACGAUGGUUGUGUGAGACUUUGGAAAGCAAACUACAUUGACAGUUGGAAAUGCACGGGUAUUCUAAAGGGAGAUGGUAGUCUAGUAUCGGGUCAGCUUGGUGCUCUGAGCGGCGUCCUGGGAUCUGCUGCUGCACAGAGUGCUCUAAAUGGGGCCACUGGAAGAUAGCUGCUAUAUGAUAAGACCACCCUGAGGAAAUCUGGAGCUGAGCACUUCUAUGAUACUGGACUUCACACUGAGACCAACUGAUUGUGCUUGCUGGACAUGCAACGAUACUGGCACUUAACACGGGUCCAUUGUUAAUAUUAUUUUAACUGCAUUCAAGGAAUGUUUUUAAGUUGACUUUUCUUUCAACCUAUAGAAUUAUGUUUUACUCUGAACACAGACUGUUAAACGCACAUGGCUUUGUGCCCAUUUCAGAAUUUUGUAAUGAGUCCUGUUUAAAUGGAUGUUCUAAUAAAGAAAAGACACCAUGUCUGUGUAGGAGUAUAUUUUUUAUUUCAAUUGUUUUGUUGACGUGAUAAAGGAAAAAAGAUGCUGCCAUUACAAUGUUGCAAAAUAUUGGUCUAAUUGAGUUCACGCUCUUGUUAUUGUACGAGAAUCAGAAAGGUUAUUGUUUAAGCAACUGGGAUAUAUGAAGUAUUCAGAAAUAUUUGAGCUCGUUUUAUUUGAGUCAUGCAUUUCUACUUCAUUAGUAAAAGUACAGUAAUCCUUGCUGGAUUACUUUUGAUAGAUGAUUUGAGUUGCAUGUAUGAUCCAAAGUUUCUGUGAA